AUGUCCGUCCCCACCACAAUGAAGGCCGUCGUGGUCGAGCAGACCGGUGGCCCCGAAGUCUUGCAGUACAAGACCUCCUACCCAGUUCCCACACCACAGGAAGGCCAGUUGCUGGUCCGCAACAGCAUUUCCGGUGUAAAUUUCAUUGACACAUACUUCCGCACCGGCUUGUAUUCUUCCCCGAAGCCGGAGGUGCUGGGCCGUGAGGGCGCAGGUACCGUCGCGGCAGUUGGCCCCAACACAUCCGGUUUCCAGGUUGGAGAUCGUGUGGCUUGGUUGGCAAAUGGUGGUUAUGCUGAAUACACCGCUGUUCCUGCAGCUAAGACUGUCAAGAUCCCUGAGGGUAUCAGUGAUGAGGAUGUGAUGGCUUCGUUCUUGAGUGGAAUGACUGUUCUCUCAUUUGUCAAGGAGACCUACCCUGUGCAGAAGGGUGACUGGGUCCUCCUGCAUGCUGCCGCUGGUGGCGCGGGUUUCCUCAUGACUCAGAUCCUCAAGUCUAUCGGCGCAAAGGUCAUCGGAACGGCCGGUGGCGCGGAGAAGUGCGCGAUUGUCAAGGACCUUGGGGCCGACGUGGUGAUUGACUACCGCAGUGAGGAGGGCAAGGAUUGGGUCAAGUUGGUCAAGGAGGCGACAGGUGGCCGUGGCGUUGAUGUCGUGUACGAUUCUGUUGGCAAGGAUACCUGGGAAGGUAGCUUGGAAGCAGUGAAGCGCAAGGGAACGAUUGUGUGGUUCGGUAAUGCCAGUGGACCUGUUCCUCCCAUUCCUCUCCCGAAACUCUCCCCCAAGUGUGUUAAGAUCGCUCGCCCCACCCUCUUUGGCUACAUUGAGACUCGAGAGGAGUUUGAGUACUACACCAAUGAGCUCUUUACUCGGCUGAAGUCUGGUGAGCUCAAGGUGAAGAUUCACAAGGUAUACCCAUUGGAGCAGAUUGCUCAGGUUCACACGGACUUGGAGGGCCGCAAGACUAUGGGCAAGCCCCUUGUGAAGCCUUGA
Molecule: messenger RNA, 993 nt
Organism: Penicillium pulvis
Lineage: Eukaryota; Fungi; Ascomycota; Eurotiomycetes; Eurotiales; Aspergillaceae
Product: quinone oxidoreductase family protein
Exons: 3
Coding region: 1-993 (330 amino acids)
Biological process (GO): cellular response to oxidative stress
Cellular component (GO): cytoplasm
Molecular function (GO): zinc ion binding; quinone reductase (NADPH) activity
Source: RefSeq, a predicted model, not a curated record